Torulaspora delbrueckii is the source of this 1986-nucleotide messenger RNA. It is a transcript of the gene UBP10, whose product is annotated as ubiquitin-specific protease UBP10. Gene Ontology annotation, molecular function: cysteine-type deubiquitinase activity. Gene Ontology annotation, biological process: protein deubiquitination. The record is from RefSeq and is a predicted model, not a curated record. NCBI's taxonomy places the organism in Eukaryota, Fungi, Ascomycota, Saccharomycetes, Saccharomycetales, Saccharomycetaceae. Bases 1 to 1986 code for a protein of 661 amino acids. The transcript has a single exon.
AUGACCACACAGGAAACGGUCAAACCGCUUGUGGACAGGAUCCUGUCGAAUCCGCUGCACUUUAGGAAAGCUUCGAGAGCUGUUUUGGACGGAAAUCAGGUUGAUAUGAAGGAACAAGAGGGGUCGUACAUAAUGAUCGGGAGAGGGCAUCGAGAUGAAGAAGAAGCUUCGAAGGAGGUCAAGAACGCUGUUCAGGAGUCCCAAGAAGCCCCUAAGAGGGUUAAGAGAGUUCCGCAAUCUUUGGCGGAAGCGAUUGGUUUAUAUUCGCAGCAGGAGCAGCCACAGGACGAGUCGUUGAGCGAUGUCGAUGUAAAUGCAGCAAGUGGAUAUACCGGAUCCAGCAGUUCGGAGGAAGAGUUCCAUGAGGCUAGCGAAUAUGCGAAUGGUGAGGAUCUUGGGAUGGCUGUGGAUAUGGAAGAGUCGGGUUCUAGUUCGGAUCAGGAGUUCAAAGCUGAUGAUGUGCCUCAUGAGAGUGAUGAGUCAAGUGAGGAAGAGUCCAGUGAAGAUAGCGUGUCGAGAGUUUCUGAUUCUGAACGGGUACAGCUGCAAGAGGAAGCACAGGAGGCUGAGGCUAUCGUUGAGAAAGCAAAGGAAGAAGGAGAAGAAGAAGGAGAGGAAGAAGAAUUGAAGCACAAGGCGCCGUUGUCGCAACGGUCGGUGACGCCGCCCGUGAUCUUGGGAGACAUUCAACAGUUUUACCAGGUUGGUGAGGAUAUCAACGACCGUGGAUCAAACGGUUCGAGCCGUGUGGUCAAGAAUUGGGGGCCUCAUCUUAGCGCUUUAAGGCCUAAAGGUCUAUUGAACCACGGGGUCACGUGUUACACCAACGCAGCAGUUCAGGCCAUAGUUCAUAUCCCUGCGAUUCAACACUACUUAUUCGAUAUUUUGCGUGGUAAGUACGAGUCGACCAUCUCGAGAGACUCUGUUUCGUACGUGUUGGCUGAAACUAGUAAGAAGAUGUGGUUACCUCAGGAUAGGUCCAAGAAAAAGAAUGGACCACAUCACAUCAACCCUAAGAAACUGAUCGCCCGACUCGAUGAUAUCAACUGCAUGAUGAGUGAAUGGCAGCAGGAAGACUCCCACGAGUAUUUCAUGUCGUUGAUGUCGCGGUUACAAGAGGAUUCCGUUCCAAAAGGUCACAAGAUGACCGAAUCCAUUAUCUAUGAUAUUUUUGGAGGUCUUUUGAAACAGGUGGUCACUUGUAAGUCGUGCGGUAGUGUUUCCAAGACAGAGCAACCAUUUUACGACCUUUCUUUACAUCUCAAAGGCAAGAAGAAGCAAUCGCUGUCGCAGGAUUCCCAGAGCGAUGAUCAGAAUAAAUCUAGCGAUGCUAAAUCUGAUGAUUCUGCACCUAGCAGAAGGUACUCGAUCGAGAAAUCCAUCAGAGAUUUUUUCAACCCCGAACUGAUCAGGGUUGAUAAAGAGCAAAAGGGUUACGUCUGCGAAAAAUGUCAUCAAACCACCAACGCAGUGAAACGUAGCUCUAUUAUUAGAGCUCCAGAAACUUUACUCACACACCUAAAGAAAUUUAGAUUUAAUGGAACUGCAUCCUCCAAGAUGAAGCAGGCAGUAUCAUAUCCAAUGUUCUUGGACUUGACAGAGUAUUGCGAAUCCAACGAAAAAGAUCAUGUUGUCCCAGUAAAAUAUCAGUUGACAACAGUGGUGGUCCACGAAGGUCGGUCCUUGUCCUCAGGGCAUUACAUUGUGCACUGUAAACAACCGGAUGGAACCUGGGCCACUUAUGACGACGAAUAUAUCAACAAAAUCACAGAGAGAGACGUACUGAAGGAGCCCAAUGCAUAUUAUUUACUGUACACUAGAUUAACUCCGAAGGAAAUCGAGACUGCACAGGUCCUGAACGUCAAAGAUCUCGACAUCCCAGUGCAAAUGAAUGGAUCUUCACAUGCAACACCUACAUCAUCACCAGUACUCAACAAGUCAAAGAAAUGGAAGAAGAAUAAAAAGAGAAGAUUCAACAGAUAUUGA